CUCUUUCUCAAUACAUACAAAAACAGAAUCAUGUGUCAGCAAACUUCAUCACAUUCCUAUGUCAAAUGUGACUCAACCCACGAACAAUCCGAAAUCUUCAAUCAUUUGAUCCCCAAAACCACUGAAAACAACCAACCAACAUUACCACCACCAACACUUAAUCAUGUCAAGCCCCACAAAUCCCAAAUCUCAUUAGCAAUCCAAGAAGCCAUUGAGAUAUCCCACAUCGCAAUUCCCAUGAUCCUGACCGGGAUACUAAUGUAUUCCCGGUCAAUGAUCUCCAUGCUUUUUCUUGGACACCUCGGCGAGUUGUCUCUCGCCGGGGGGUCACUCGCUGUUGGCUUUGCCAACAUCACCGGAUACUCCAUUCUCUCUGGCCUUGCCAUGGGAAUGGAGCCCAUUUGCGCCCAAGCGUUUGGCGCCGGAAAACACAAAGGUCUCGGCCUAUGCUUACAAAGAGCCAUUCUCCUUCUACUCUUCACUUCAUUACCCAUAUCCAUUUUGUGGAUCAGCAUGAAAAAAAUCUUGAUUUUUUGUGGGCAAGAUCAAGAAAUCGCCACAAUGGCACAAAGCUAUCUUCUUUAUAACCUCCCUGACCUUUUCCUUCAAUCUUUCUUACACCCAUUACGAAUCUACCUUCGUUCUCAAUCCAUAACCCUACCAUUAACAUAUUGUGCAUCUUUUUCAAUCAUUCUUCACAUACCCAUCAACUAUUUUCUCGUCACAAAGCUUCAAAUGGGAAUCAAAGGUGUCGCUAUCAGCAGUGUUUGUACCAACUUCAACUUCGUAGCAUCUUUAAUCCUUUACAUAAUAAUCUCCGGUGUUUACAAAAAAACAUGGGCAGGCAUGUCAAACUCAUGUUUUAAAAACUGGAACAUGCUUUUAAACUUAGCGCUUCCGAGUUGUGUAUCAGUCUGUCUCGAAUGGUGGUGGUACGAGAUUAUGAUCUUGUUAUGUGGGCUACUAGUUAACCCUAAAGCCACCGUGGCUUCAAUGGGUAUAUUGAUCCAAACCACCGCGUUAAUAUACAUAUUCCCCUCAUCUUUGAGUUUUAGUGUGUCAACUCGGGUUGGUAACGAGUUGGGAGCGGGUCAACCACGUAAAGCAAAACUAGCAGCCGUUGUUGGAAUAUGUUGCAGCUUUGUUUUGGGUUUUUCAGCUCUUUUGUUUGCUACCAGUGUACGGAACUUAUGGGCGGUUAUUUUCACACAAGAUAAAGAUAUCAUAGCGUUAACAUCGUUGGUUUUGCCGAUAAUCGGGUUAUGCGAGCUCGGAAACUGCCCACAGACGACCGGUUGCGGUGUUUUGCGAGGGACAGCCAGGCCGAAAAUCGGGGCGAAUAUUAACCUGGGAUGUUUUUAUCUUGUGGGCAUGCCUGUGGCUGUGGUUUUGGGAUUCUGGUUGAAAUAUGAUUUUAAAGGGUUGUGGCUAGGGAUGCUGGCGGCUCAGAUGUCUUGUGUGGUGGUGAUGCUGGUGGUGUUGGGGCGGACGGAUUGGGUGGUUGAAGCGGAGAGAGCUAAGGAGCUUACACACGGUGGUUGUGGUGGUGGUGACAUUGGUAAGGAUGAUGCUGACAGCGAAGAAACUAAGGAAGAGAAUUAUAAGUUAAUCAAACCUGCAAACAAGGGAGAAGAAUCUAUGGGUUUAGGGGAUGAUUUCGUUUAAUAAAAUUGAGUUGGAAUAAUUUUUAAACAAGUUUUUAUAGUUUUGAUCAUUUUAAUUUUGGUUGUAUAGUAUAGAGUGGGUGACAGGUAUCAUUUUUAUCAUCUUUUUGAUCGGAGAAUUGUAGAGAAGAAAAAGAAUAUUAUCUUGGUCUAAAAUAAC
This is a messenger RNA of Helianthus annuus (common sunflower), 1824 nucleotides long. RefSeq names its product protein DETOXIFICATION 49. Gene Ontology annotation, cellular component: membrane. The transcript has a single exon. The record is from RefSeq and is a predicted model, not a curated record. Gene Ontology annotation, biological process: xenobiotic detoxification by transmembrane export across the plasma membrane. The coding region runs from base 31 to 1665 and encodes 544 amino acids. Lineage: Eukaryota; Viridiplantae; Streptophyta; Magnoliopsida; Asterales; Asteraceae. Gene Ontology annotation, molecular function: xenobiotic transmembrane transporter activity; antiporter activity.